AUGCCAUUCUUCUACUUACCCCGAAGCCGCCGCUUCUUCGAGAACAUACCUUGUCCGCCCGACUGUCAAAUCCCAACAGGAGACGACCAAGCCUACGGCCUCCACCCAGAACAUCGCUGGAUCUACAACAAACUCACCAUCACCGAACUCCAAAAUAUCCCAUGUGGUCCCCACAAGACAUACCCGCCGGCGGAUAUAUUCCCCAUAUUCAGCAAACCAAUUUACAACCUCGGCGGCAUGGGCGCCGGAUCCCGCACCAUGGAAACAGAAGAUGACUACUGGGCUUCAAUAACACCAGGACACAUGUGGUCCGUUCUACUGCAUGGGAAACACUACAGCACAGACAUCGCCGUGGUAGCCGGGAAGGUAGUGUGGAUGAGUCAUGCGCGAGGGGAAACGGGACCGCAGCAGACGUUCGAUUAUUGGGAGAUAAACGUCCCUGUGGACCCGAGUAUUCGGCAGUGCAUUACCGAGUUCGUCGAGGCGCAUUUGGGGACAUUUUCGGGGAUGUUGAACAUGGAGACGAUCGGGAACAAGAUCAUCGAGGUUCAUUUGCGGUUUUCGCCGCAGUGGCCGGAUAUUUAUGGGGAGUGGUUUUUGCCGGCGCUUGUGGAGCUUUAUUCUAGGGGUGAGUGGACGGGGCCCGCUAAGACGCCGGAGGUUGGGUAUAGUGUUGUUCUGUUUGAUGAUGAGAGAUGUGCGAAGUUGAGUACGAAGCUCGACGUGCCGUUUGAGAGUAUCUCGAGACCUGAGGGGGGUUACCGCGUUGCGUGGAUUAAUGGAUUUGAUUUGGGGACCUGUAAAAAGGCGAGGGAGUUGCUUAGGGAGUUUUUGUAUGGACUGGGCGGGAAGAAUUAA
Aspergillus chevalieri is the source of this 858-nucleotide messenger RNA. RefSeq lists its product as uncharacterized. Bases 1 to 858 code for a protein of 285 amino acids. The transcript has 2 exons. The record is from RefSeq and is a predicted model, not a curated record. Lineage: Eukaryota; Fungi; Ascomycota; Eurotiomycetes; Eurotiales; Aspergillaceae.